Molecule: messenger RNA, 1410 nt
Organism: Ascochyta rabiei
Lineage: Eukaryota; Fungi; Ascomycota; Dothideomycetes; Pleosporales; Didymellaceae
Exons: 1
Coding region: 1-1410 (469 amino acids)
Cellular component (GO): fungal-type vacuole membrane; TORC1 complex
Source: RefSeq, a predicted model, not a curated record
AUGACCAGACAGUCGUCGAGCCAGUCGCACAUCUCACAGAGCCCGUCGGAAAAAGGCCACCGGCCGCACAAGGUGACGCACCGCCAUGUCGCAGGAGGGCGCAUGCAGCGGACGGCGUCGACGGGCAAGAACCUGGGCAAGUUUGCAAAGACGACGCAGACGCAGACGCAGGCCACCGACGAGGGACGCCACCACCGCCGCUCGCAGUCAGGCACGUCGCUCUCGGUGCCCAGCAGCCCGCGGCCCGGCUUCAAGCGCAACGCGUCCUCGGGCGCCAUCAUGCGGCACAACCCCCAAGCGCACGCCGCCCACGCCAACCUGCGCAAGAACCACUCGAGCGGGCACCUCGUCGGCAAGGCCAAGGGCGGCAAGUCGUCCAAGGACCUGGCGCCGAGUAAGAAGCUCGGCAGCAGAUCACGUCCGGCGUCGCCCGAGCAGCGGCCGCUGGUGCACUUUGACGUGGGCACCGACGCGCAGGACGCGCAGGACGCGCAGGACGCGCAGGACGAGCACGACGAGGGCGGGUGGACGGAGGAGAGCGCGUCGCAGUCGCCCAACACGACGCGCUCCAACACGCGCUCCAACUCGGUCGCCGCCGAAGUGCAAAAGGCCGUCGACGACACCACCGAGAGCAACACGCGGGCAAACGCGGGAGAUGCAGCAGACACAUCGCCCCCCCACUCGCUGCCCGCCCCGCCGCCCGCCGCCCACUCGCGCCCGCCCGACGCCGACCUCAUCACGUCGCGCCUGCUCCAGCGCAGCGCCUCGCACACCGCCGCCCCGCAGGCCUCGUCCGUCUCGGCGACCGUCGCGUCCGCCGGCCGCGGCCACCUCAGCACCAGCGUCGGCAGCACCCUCGUCGACACCCCCGGCCGCGACCUCGUCUCGCGCUUCAUGGACGGCGACGGCUCCGCGGGCACCCCGCACGACGGCCACUACAUGGCCGCGCGCCGCUCCAAGUCGACGUCCAACUUCCACGACGACGACACGCCCACGCGCCCGCACUCGCUCAAGUCCGGCGCCACCACCCCCAACCUGUUCCCCCCCAUCCACAACCGCACCCAGAACAAGCUGCUCCUCCAGCGCGCCGCCUCCGCCAUCGAGCCCCACGCCCCCGUCCCCGCCGUCCUGCGCUCCGGCGGGCCCUCGUUCCACAACAUCGGCCUCGCCUACGGCGCUGCCGAGGGCCGCCUCGACCCGCGCCUGCAGCAGCAGUUCAACCAGGUCGCCAUCGAGUACCGCGUCGUCCAGCGCUACCGCAACCCCCUCGCCGACAGCAUCGCGCGCCUGCAGCAGAUGCCCGGCGUCCUGCGGAAGCUGCGCGCGGUCGCCGAGGCCGAGCCCGCCGCCGAGGCGCAGGAGCUGUGUCGCCGCAUGUGGGAGUGCACCGAGACCGUGGCCGGGGAUUGA